AUGGCUAAUGCCCAGCUCGUCCUAUUCAUCCGCAAUGACAGCAACGCAGGUGCAGUUUAUAACUUUGCCAUCAUGUGGCGGUGCCCUGCCCUAAAGUUACCGAAGCCGGUGGCAAUGCUCUGUGGUUACGGAACUGAAAGCAUGGCGUUUUUUCAGAUGCCUGAACGUCGGAAGGACAGAACCGCGCACAUAACAAGAGAACGCCGGCCGCUUGCGAGAUGGAGCGCCUGCCGGAGGAGCUCCUCAUGCGCGUGGUCUCGCUCACGUCGCCGCCGCGCGGCUGCCGUCUCCCGGGCCUUCCGCGCCGCGGCGGACUCCGACGCCGUGUGGUCCAUGUUCCUGCCCCGUAACCUCCCGCGGUUCGCCAAAGGCGAGCUCCCCCGCACGCCGCCGUCGAGCAAGAAGGAGCUGUUCCGGCGCCUCUCCGACCAGCCAGCUCUCCUCCCACACAAGUUGAUGAGCAUGCAGCUGGACAGGGCUACCGGCGCCCAGCGCUUCACGCUUUCGGCGAGGGCGCUGCAGAACCGGGCACCUGUAGCUUCGCUUUCCAACUGCAGCAAAGGAAACAAAAGGAUCUUCUCCGAAGCCGCUCAGUUCUAUCGUGUCAAUGAGUUGGAGAUCCGGGCCAAGGUACAAAGGAAGAUGCUCUCACAGAACACAACAUAUGCCGUAUACUUGGUGUUCAAGCUAGAAUAUGUAUACUAUGAGUUCGGAUUCCCGUACGAGGUGGCCUCCGUUGGUGUUGCUGGGAGGGAGUCGACCCGACUAGUUUCCGUGCAAGGCAACAUCAAGGAUGGAGAUGGGGAUGGCAAUGCGCCUCAUAGACACAUCUUUCAAGGUUGCAGAGGGACUCUUAGUUGUGACGCAAUUACUUCAGGAGAGGACAUUCAUUUCCCUCGUGAAAAUGCCGAUGGCUGGAUGGAAGUGGAGUUGGGUGAGUUCCAUAAUGACGAAGCCGACGAUGGUGGUGAGGUGUCCAUCAGCUUCACGGGAGAAAGCAAGUCUUGUCUUAAAGUGUUGGGCAUUGAACUCAUAAGUAAGCAACAAAAGCCUACAUAAUUGUAGCAUUGCCAUUGAGUAACUCCUGGGAGUUAAAAGGGGACAUUUUUGAAGUUUCUUUGUUACAUAGUGAUUUUUGUUUCCUCUCAUGUUCUAGUAUUUUGUCCUGAACACAGUUAAUAGAAAUUCUUAGAAACAUGUAGGAGCUUUAAUUACCUCUUCGAGCUCAACUAAAAAGAUACUGCUAGUUCAUUACUGCCCGCAACAACACCAGAAGAAUAUGGGCAGAGAAUUUACAGGCCAGCCAGUGAAAAACCUGGGAUUUGAACCCAUGUAAUCC
Molecule: messenger RNA, 1339 nt
Organism: Triticum aestivum (bread wheat)
Lineage: Eukaryota; Viridiplantae; Streptophyta; Magnoliopsida; Poales; Poaceae
Product: F-box protein PP2-B11
Exons: 4
Coding region: 1-1059 (352 amino acids)
Molecular function (GO): protein binding
Source: RefSeq, a predicted model, not a curated record